UUGAAUCUUUGGCUUAGUGUAACUGUAAGUGUGGUUCUGUGCGUGUGAGGACGCUAUUUGUUUUCGGCUUGGUUAAGAGUUUGAGUUGUGCCAUUAUCAAACACCGAAGUGCCUUUUCGGUAAGUGCACACGAAGCUCGAGUGAGAAAUACGUUGAAGUGGCGUUUAGUGCAGUCAGCUGACGUUCGAUUCAAAUAUGAUGGACAUUCGGCCAAGUCACACUAUUUACAUCAACAAUCUGAACGAGAAGAUUAAGAAAGAUGAUUUGAAGAAGUCAUUAUAUGCAAUUUUCUCUCAGUUUGGACAGAUUCUUGACAUCGUUGCAUUGAAAACAUUGAAAAUGCGUGGACAAGCAUUUGUGAUAUUUAAAGAUAUUAGUUCCGCUACAAAUGCGCUUCGUUCUAUGCAAGGUUUUCCAUUUUACGAUAAGCCGAUGCGAAUUCAGUAUUCAAAGACUGACUCAGAUAUCAUUGCUAAGAUGAAAGGUACGUUUGCAGAGAGACCUAAGAAGGCUAAACGUGUUCCGGCAGCUGAGGAAACUCCAGACUCCAAGAAAGCUAAGCGCAAGGCAGCAAAGGAAAAUGCUCGCUUGAUGGGAGCGGGACCAGGAGCAGCGACUGCAGUCCCCGGGGCAGCUGGUGGUGGAGGUUACGGAGCUACUGCCGCUGCACCGCUGUCAGUGUCUACUGCCGUUCCAGAACAACCUCCAAACCAAAUCCUGUUCUUGACCAACUUGCCUGAUGAGACAAGUGAAAUGAUGUUAUCGAUGUUGUUCAAUCAGUUCCCAGGAUUCAAGGAAGUGAGACUGGUACCCAAUCGUCAUGAUAUUGCUUUUGUAGAAUUUGAAAAUGAAUUGCAGAGUGCAGCAGCGAAGGACGCGCUGCAGGGUUUCAAAAUUACUAUGUCACAUGCUAUGAAAAUCUCAUUUGCUAAAAAGUAAUUUUUAUACGUAGUAAAAUGUUUGUAAUACUCCACUGUCAUUUUGUAAGUUGUAUUAAGACGAGCCUUUCAUCAUAGACCUGUAUUGUGAAUUGACAUUAAAUUUUGCCAGGGAUUUGAGGCUUUGGUUUGAUUACCAUAGAUAUGUAAUAUUUUUCAUUGGAAAAAGUGGCAAAAGGGAGUGAGUGUUUGGCUUGUGAUGUUGAAGCUCUAUAAUACUUCAAAAGUGUGUGUGUCAUUUACUGUUCAGGAGAGCAUUGCAGAUUUAUGCAAAAGAGUCAUCUGUGUUCUCGUGUAAUGUGGAAAAUUAAACUUUUGUGCUGGUGCAA
Messenger RNA from Schistocerca americana (American grasshopper), 1267 nucleotides. RefSeq names its product U1 small nuclear ribonucleoprotein A-like. The record is from RefSeq and is a predicted model, not a curated record. Gene Ontology annotation, biological process: mRNA splicing, via spliceosome. Gene Ontology annotation, cellular component: U1 snRNP. Lineage: Eukaryota; Metazoa; Arthropoda; Insecta; Orthoptera; Acrididae. Bases 196 to 939 code for a protein of 247 amino acids. The transcript has a single exon. Gene Ontology annotation, molecular function: U1 snRNA binding.